AUCAUAUACUAUCGUAAGUUAUCUCUUAUCUACAUCCUCUUUCAAAUGGUCUCCCCUCUCUUUUUAAGUAAACCUCUUAAGGUAGAUUCAGUGCUUUUGCGUAUACUUUCUAGUUAGAGUUAAUUCUCGCAGAGUAACGUUGAUGUUGAACAGAGCGUACGCUCUGUACCGAAUUUUAAUAGUGGUAGAAUAAUAAAAAAAAUUAAAAUAAAUAAUAAAUAAAUAAAUUUAGUGAAAAAUGAGUAUUCCUGGAAAACUUGUUACAAAUGGUGUUUAUGAAUUUUCUUAUAUGCGACCAGUUGAUACAAGAACAAAGUGGCAAAAAUUUAAGGAUGGGAUUUACAAUAGAAAAGAGAAUACACUUUUUGGACACACCAAAUAUGAGUGGGGUAGAACGGGACUUUUCUACUUAGUUUUUUUUAGUGUACUAGCAGCAUUUUUCGCUAUUUGUAUGAAAGGCUUAUUAGCGACCCUAAAUGAAGAUAAACCAAGAUGGAUUCUAGAAAACAGUAUUAUUGGUACUUCUCCUGGUAUGGGGUUUCGACCUAUAUCCAAUGAUCUAAAGGACGAAAUGGUUAUAUCUUAUGACACCAAAAAUAGUAGUGAUAUUAACAUUUGGAUUCAAAAGUUGGACUUGUUUCUGAGCAGUUACCACAACUCAUCGUUACUGUUAGAUGAUGGACGAAAUCAACAAAUCUGCAACUAUGAUGCUCUGCCACAUCAAAACAAAGUUUGUAUGUUCGAUGUGGAUACCUUAGGUCCAUGUUCAUAUGGACAGGGAUAUGGCUUUGCUACUGGCAAGCCUUGCGUAUUUCUAAAAUUAAAUAAGAUAUUUAGCUGGAUACCGAAAUUAUAUGACGAUCCACAAAAACUUCCGACUAAAAUGCCAGAACGACUCAAACAACAUAUUCAAAAUACUGACAUAAAUAAAAUGAAAAAUAUAUGGGUAUCUUGUAAAUCACUCAAUCAACCAGGUAAUAGUACCUUAAAUGAAAUUAUAGAUUACUACCCAAAAAUUCAGGGAUUUCCGGGAUAUUUCUAUCCCUACGAAAAUCAACCUGGAUAUCUUAGUCCUCUUAUUGCUGUGCAAUUUACAAAUUUUAGAAAAAAUGCAGUUAUUGAAAUUGAAUGCCAAGCAUGGGCAAAGAACAUUAAGGAUGAAGACGACGCUGACGGAAAAGCAUAUAGAGUACGCUUUUCAUUAAAGAUAAUCGUUUAGUUUAUUUAUUUUCUGCGCUAAAUAAUGAAUGUACUUAUAUGUAUAUAUAAAUAAUUAAUUGUCACUUGUUACCGACAUCUGUUCAAUAAGUUAAUGUGAUAUUUAUUUAAGGUAAAAACAAGCUAAUUGGGGGGUCAUCACCGAUAUGUAGCUGUGAAACCUCUUGUACCUGAAUCUAUAUUAUCUAAUAAUUUGCAUAAUUGGCAUUAACUAUUUAAAGUCAAAUUAAUUCUCAGGAAUAUUUUUGGAUAGAUAAAUUUAUUGUGAAAAAAAUUCACAAAAAUUUUAAUAGCAUACUAAUUGUAUUAGUAUUUUCUUUAAUUAUU
Molecule: messenger RNA, 1545 nt
Organism: Leptopilina heterotoma
Lineage: Eukaryota; Metazoa; Arthropoda; Insecta; Hymenoptera; Figitidae
Product: sodium/potassium-transporting ATPase subunit beta-1-like
Exons: 7
Coding region: 239-1219 (326 amino acids)
Biological process (GO): potassium ion import across plasma membrane; intracellular potassium ion homeostasis; intracellular sodium ion homeostasis
Cellular component (GO): sodium:potassium-exchanging ATPase complex
Molecular function (GO): ATPase activator activity
Source: RefSeq, a predicted model, not a curated record